Molecule: messenger RNA, 2577 nt
Organism: Phalacrocorax carbo (great cormorant)
Lineage: Eukaryota; Metazoa; Chordata; Aves; Suliformes; Phalacrocoracidae
Source: RefSeq, a predicted model, not a curated record
CGGAGCGGAGCCGCCAUGCUGCUGAAGGCGGUGAUCCUCAUCGGGGGCCCUCAGAAGGGGACCCGGUUCCGGCCGCUGUCCUUCGAGGUGCCCAAACCGCUCUUCCCCGUGGCCGGCGUGCCCAUGGUGCAGCACCACAUCGAGGCCUGCGCCAAGGUACCCGGCGUGAAGGAGAUCCUGCUGAUGGGCUUCUACCAGCCCCACGAAGCCCUCAGCCGCUUCCUGGUGUCGGCACAGCAGGAAUUCAAGAUCCCCAUCAGGUAUCUCCAGGAGUAUGCAGCGCUGGGCACGGGUGGUGGCAUCUAUCACUUCCGAGACCAGAUCCUGUCGGGUGGUGCUGAGGCCUUCUUUGUCCUCAACGCGGACGUGUGCUCAGAGUUCCCCUUGCAGGAGAUGCUGGAGUUCUGGCAGCAGCAUGGGGAUGCGCAUAGCUUUGUCAUUCUGGGUACCACAGCCAACAGGACGCAGGCACUGAAUUACGGCUGUAUCGUGGCAAAUGCGGACACGCAGGAGGUCCAGCACUAUGUGGAGAAGCCCAGCACGUUUGUCAGUGAGAUCAUUAACUGUGGCAUCUACCUGUUCACACCUGCCAUCUUCCAGCACAUCGGUGAGGUCUUCCAGAGGAACCAGCAGGAGCUAGUGCUAGAGGAGAGCUCCAAUGGCUGGCAGCGUGCAGAAGUGAUCCGGCUAGAGCAGGACGUUUUCACAGCACUGGCUGGGAGCAGCAAACUCUAUGUCUACAAAACUGAUGGAUUCUGGAGUCAGAUCAAAUCAGCAGGCUCUGCUAUCUAUGCCAGCCGCCUUUACCUGAACCAGUACAGCAAAAGCCACCCUGAGAGGCUGGCCCAGAACAAGCCUGGAGGCCCUGUCAUCCGAGGGAAUGUGUACAUCCACCCAACAGCCUCCAUCGACAGCACUGCGGUGCUGGGCCCCAAUGUCUCCAUUGGGGAGGGUGUGACAGUGGGAGCUGGUGUGCGCGUGCGAGAGUCCAUUGUCCUGCAUGGUGCCUCGCUCCAUGACCACACCUGUGUCCUCAAUACUAUCGUGGGCUGGGACAGCACCAUCGGUCGCUGGGCCCGGGUGGAAGGAACACCCAGUGACCCCAACCCUAACGAUCCCUAUGCCAAGAUUGACAGCGAGAGCCUCUUCCGGGACGGGCGCCUCACGCCAUCUAUCACAAUCCUGGGCUGCAGUGUCACCAUCCCUGCUGAGGUUGUUAUUCUCAACUCUAUUGUCCUUCCUCACAAGGAGCUGAGCCGUAGCUACAAGAACCAGAUUAUCCUCUGAGUCAGCUGCUUGCUGUGUUGGGGGUGGGGGCUCGUGCCAGCCCUCCACUCCCUGCUGUGCCUCACAGCAAGAGCCUGUGCUGGUGCUCUACCUUCUGGGAGGUUUCCAUCACCCACAGGGGUAGGUGCAGGCUAGGAGCCCUGCAGGUGCCUGACUCCUACCCCAGACAGACAUUAAAGCUGGUGAGCAUCAGCCUUGGGUGCUGCUUCUCUUGCAGCUCAGCAACCAGCCCUGGGGCAGGGUAAAGGCUUUGGGGGCAUGCUUGUGCCGAGAGCCCUGGGCUGAAGCUGUUGAGGGAGCACUUGCUGCCUGUACCAUCUCAGGUUCUGAGCUUUGGGUGUUUCUCCACCAAAGGGCGCUGCCAGCACAGUCUUGCCACCCCACCCCCCACCCCAAGCUCGCCCUGCUCUGCAAAAGUUGCUGUCUGCAACUCACUGGAGGGUCUUGGCCCAUCUCAGAGGCUGGGGAAGCUUUGAAUGUGCCUGUCCUGUAUAUAGGCAGCCCACCCUGCAGGAGCUGAUUGUGAGGAUCGCAAUUUCAGCAGUGUGAUUGCAACACCCUGAGCUGGGCUCCUGCCUACCACUAGGAAAACAGGGCAGUACCAGGCUCUCCUGAAGGCACUGGCACACAAGGGCUGGGUUGGACAGGCAGGCUUCUGGCCCUGGAGGGAGCUGCAAAAGCACCCCUUCCCCCAGCACCACCUUUGUCCCCAGGGGCCUGGUAUGAGCCAGGAGAGCUGCCAGCCCUGGCAAGCCUGCUCCCGCCAGGCUGAGACCUGCACAGAGUGCCUAGGCAGGGCUCACAGUGAGGGCAGUGGGCCCCUGCUGCCCUGGUGGGCCAACAGCCUCCUCUGCACAGGCAUGGCUGUAGCUUGGGGGGCUUGCUGCAUGUCUCUCCUUGCAGCAGCCAUGUCUACAGGGCACCAGAGCCAUCCACUUACAUGUGCGCAGGUGGCAGAUCUACCACCUUGUAUCUCAAAACCAGCUGUUUUUAUGGAAGACAGCUCCCCAAUCCUGGCACACUCUGUCUAUGGUAACCAACACUGCCCUUUAUCCACUUACCUCCCUGUCCUCUCUGGUUUUGGAGGGUCUGUGCUAAAGCCCUACACUCUGCCAAGGGCCUCAUCAUGCAUCAGCUUUAGUGAGGUGCUGCAUUAGGGGUUCUCCAUCCAUCCAGUACCACACCCCAAUUUGAUGGUGUACCUUCCUGUGCCAGUUCUCCUGUUGUCCUGGGUGGGGAUUAGCUGUUCCCUGGCUUUGAGUGUAUUAAACUCCUUCAGUUUUGCCUCUG